Molecule: messenger RNA, 987 nt
Organism: Micromonas commoda
Lineage: Eukaryota; Viridiplantae; Chlorophyta; Mamiellophyceae; Mamiellales; Mamiellaceae
Exons: 1
Coding region: 1-987 (328 amino acids)
Source: RefSeq, a predicted model, not a curated record
AUGCGACGCGACACGCCGUCCCCGACCGCCACCGCGCAUCUCGAGCGAAACGACCGGGAGGAGGACGACCUCGUGAGGGCCCUCCUCUCUCAGCACAAGGCGGAAGACACCGCAGACGGACCCCCGGGGCACUCUCACUCUCUGGAUGAUACCUACUAUCACGAUGGUCCCGAGCCCCCCCAGGCGUACCGCAACUCGAUGCCCGAGGACAGGACGUGCGCUUGCCACACCUCGCCGCUGGCAUCCGUCUUGUGCUGGCUCACGACGCCGCUCCUCUGCGCCCCCCUGUGCGCGUCGUGCGUAACGGUGCCCCCGAGAACCGCGGUCGUCACCACCGUGUUCGGCAGGUUUUGGCACAAUUACACCACCCCCGGCCUCUAUUUCGUCAACACCUGCGGCAGGGAGACCACCAUCGUGUCCCUCAAGACCACCAGCGUCGAGCUCCCCGCCGUGAAGGUGGCGGACGCGAGGGGCAACUCCAUCGUCGUCUCCGGGGUGGUCAACUACAGAGUCUUCGACGCCACCAGAGCCGCCCUCGACGUCGCCCACCUGCCAAACUUCGUCAAGGUGAACGCGCACGCGUCCCUCAAGCGCGUCGCCUCCCUCUACCCGUACGAGACGAACGACGGGACCCCCUCGCUCAAGACGGAAGCGGCGCUCCUCGGCCGCGCCCUUCGUCGAGCGUUGCAGACCAAGCUCGACUGCGCGGGAAUAUGCGUGGUCUCCUUCGAGCUGUCCGACCUCGCGUACGCCGCGGAGGUGGCGCCGAUGAUGCUCGUGCGUCAGCAGGCGCAGGCGCUCCUCGAUGCCCGCGGCGUGAUCGUGGCCGGUUCGGUCGGGAUCGUGGACUCGUGCCUGCGGCAGCUCACGAAGAAGGGGCACCCGCUCACCGACAGGGACGAGGCCAGGCUGGUGUCCAACCUGAUGACCGUUCUCGCGGGGGAGACCAGGCCGCUGCCCACGCUGUCGCUCACCGACGCCAAAUAA